Grammomys surdaster is the source of this 1812-nucleotide messenger RNA. RefSeq names its product protein phosphatase 2 regulatory subunit B''beta (gene Ppp2r3b). Gene Ontology annotation, biological process: protein dephosphorylation. Gene Ontology annotation, cellular component: protein phosphatase type 2A complex. Gene Ontology annotation, molecular function: calcium ion binding; protein phosphatase regulator activity. The record is from RefSeq and is a predicted model, not a curated record. The transcript is spliced from 13 exons. Bases 44 to 1603 code for a protein of 519 amino acids. NCBI's taxonomy places the organism in Eukaryota, Metazoa, Chordata, Mammalia, Rodentia, Muridae.
UCCGUCGGGAGGCCCCGCUCGCGGCCCCGCCUCCGCAGCCGCUAUGCCCCCUGGGAAGCCCCUGCAGCCUCGGCUGCAGAUGAAGGUAGACGAGCUUUUCCGGCGCUGGCUCAGCGAUCCCGACACGCAACGCGAGCUCAGCGACGGCCUGCGGCGCAUCCGCGAUGACGUCACGACCGACCUCGCGACCCCCAACCCCGCAACCCCAGCGCCGCACCAGGGCGCCCUGCCGGCUCCAGGACCGCGGAGGACGACGGGGCACAGAGCGGUCCAGGCUCGCAGGGAGGAGGAGAAGGAGGAGGAGUCUUCGCCGCCGGCCCCGCCCCCUAGCUGCAGCGUCCCCGCCUUCUACUUCCCGCGUGGCCGCCCCCAGCCGUGCCCUGGGGAUGUGGACGACGUCAUCGCGGAUGUGGAACGCGUGUUCGCGGCGUUUCCGCAGGAGAGGGCGGCGCUGGACGACAUGGGCGCAGUGGCAAAGGCCUGCCGCUGCCCGCUCUACUGGAAGGCCCCGCUGUUCUACGCCGCGGGCGGGGAGCGCACAGGUUCCGUGUCUGUGCACACGUUCAUCGCUGUGUGGAGAAAGGUGCUGCUGACGUGUCAUGAUGAUGCCUCCAAGUUCCUGCAGCUGCUGGGCAGCCCUGGGAGCCACGGUCUCGCCCAGGAGGACUUCGUGCCCUUCCUGCAGGAUGUGGUGAACUCUCACCCCGGCCUGUCAUUCCUGAGGGAGGCAUCUGAGUUCCACUCGCGUUACAUCACCACGGUCAUCCAGCGCAUCUUCUACACCGUUAACCGGUCGUGGUCAGGCCGGAUCACGUGCGAAGAGCUUCGGCGGAGCCGCUUUCUACAGGCCGUGUCGCGGCUCGAGGCGGAGCCCGACAUCAACCGUGUGACCGACUUCUUCUCCUACGAGCAUUUCUACGUCAUUUACUGCAAGUUCUGGGAGCUGGACAGCGACCAUGACCUGAUGAUUGACAGGCGGGACCUGGCGCGGCACGCCGACGGGGCCAUUUCCUCCAAGAUGAUCGACCGGAUCUUCUCGGGUGCUGUGACCCGGGGCCGGAAGCCGAAGGGCGGGAAGAUCGGCUACGCUGACUUCGUGUGGUUCCUGCUGUCGGAGGAGGACAAGACCACGCCCACCAGCGCCGAGUACUGGUUCCGCUGCAUGGACCUGGACGGCGACGGCGCGCUCUCCAUGUUCGAGCUCGAGUUCUUCUACGAGGAGCAGGCGCGGCGUCUGCUCGCACGCGCGGUGGAGCCGCUGCCCUUCCCCGACCUCGCCCGCCAGGUGCUCGACCUCGUGGCCCCUCGGUGCCCAGGCCGCAUCACGCUGCGGGACCUGAAGCGCUGCCGGCUCGCGGGCGUGUUCUUCGACACGUUCUUCAACGUGGACAAGUACCUGGAGCGCGAGCAGCGGGAGCAGGCGGCGCCCGCGCGGGACGCGGACGCCGACCCCGCCCUCUCCGACUGGGACAAGUACGCGGCCGAGGAGUAUGACUUCCUGGUGGCCGAGGAGGCGGUGGACGCGUGGGAUGGCGGGUUCGAGCCGUCGCUCGGCUCCGUGGAUCUGUUUGACUUCACGGAUGAUGACCUGGAGCUGCUGUGACGGCGGGUGUGGACCUACUGUGCGCCCGCGGACUCAAGAGGGUCAAGUAUGUGCCGUGGGGUCGGAGGUCACCAGGACUGCGGUCCUUUUGUGGGCCUCCUGUGGCCGUGACUCUGGGUGACCUGUAGCCCUACUGUGUGCAGAGCGGCGCUUGUGGCUGACGCUGCGUCACGUUUGUAUUUUUGAAUAAAGAGUUUGAGGAGUUUUUA